Spizellomyces punctatus DAOM BR117 is the source of this 3761-nucleotide messenger RNA. RefSeq lists its product as uncharacterized. Gene Ontology annotation, biological process: regulation of chromosome condensation. The coding region runs from base 249 to 3635 and encodes 1128 amino acids. Lineage: Eukaryota; Fungi; Chytridiomycota; Chytridiomycetes; Spizellomycetales; Spizellomycetaceae. The record is from RefSeq and is a predicted model, not a curated record. The transcript has 11 exons.
CUCAGGAAGCUUCGGCGCUUCCGUUGCUCCCACAAGAUCUGCUUAUCAGUGAAAGGCUGCUUUCCACUGUGCCAGCACAGCAGUGCACACCUAUUUACCAAUCCUCUGAUCCAAAGUGUAUCAUAGCGCUUCACCGUGAUCUUCAUUCGAGAUCGCAGAGUCAGGACAACACAGUCAACAAAUACAGUCCCCCAAAGUGUAUGCUAUCCACAUAUCUCUGGCGAGAGUAUUAGCCUCCGUCUCUCUGCAUGACAUCUCUUGCGGUGCAUCGCAGAAAGGUUGCGGUUACCUAUGGAGGACGCAGUCGUCGGCGCCCGCAAAGCGCAUCUUGGUCGGAACUUGAGCUGCACUCUCAGGAGGAGGAGGAGCGCAGUGCCGGGCAGUCGGACAUUGGAGAUAAAUCGCAAUUGAGUCAUAGCGAUGAAGCCGUGGAUCCCUUCGCGUUUGUGGUUGAAGAUGAGGCGGACGAGGAUAUCGAGACAGAUGGCGAGGAUACUGUGCAGUUGAGCCAAAAAUCCGCCAUUAAGACGCAGAGACGGCAAGCUUCCGCAAUGCGUAGAAUGCCUUCGCCACCUCGUUCAAAGGUUGAGUCGUCACGGACAAGGAACACCCAAAAGGAUGCGGACAGGGCGGCUGGGAAAGCGAUCCUCGGAGGGUCUGUAUCAUCUCCGAAACUCAAGCGUAGAGGUUCCACUGGUGAGACAGGAACAAGGCAACCUUUUGCUGGGUCAAUAGAAGCAAAUUCGGAACGAGAGAUUCCCAAGGCGGGCACAUCGGACAUAGCUAGUGUCCCACGAACUUCUGCUUUUGAUGCUAGAUCUCUUGACUCGCCCUUAAAGCAAAGAUUGGUUGACACUCCUAUAAAUGCCGAAGGAAAGGGCCUGUGCAAUACAGAUGACGUGGGCCUGUUCGACUUUGUCUCUGACAAUGAAACACCUUCGCCCGCAAGAGUCGUGAGAUCUGUCAUGGCGAAGAGGAAGCUCUGUGAGAACGCUCCAGUUUCACCUACACAGAAGAGAGCCAAUCAAGCAACGUCACUGAAAGGGAGAAAUAGAUCUGAUGCAGCAAUGUGGAACACCAAUCCUGGAGACGUAGCAACCACUAUCUCAAGUCCAUCUACGCCAACCAGAGGGAGGAUUUUCCGCAUGAAAAGUGCGGAUGGAACAUCACCGUCGGAUGCGAUACGAACUUUUGGUUCGACAUCCAGCGAUACUGCAAUAACCAUACUCGAACGACCGGCGCAAUCGACUACAAUGGACGUCGAUGACCCGCCUUCGCCGACGAGGGUUACCUCCAAAGCCGAAUGCUUUGGGUCACUAAGAGUAGCGCCUGUACGAUCAAAAACUGUCCUGGAUGAUUUGGAUGAGAUCCUUUCGGCGGUCGGAAGCUGCACCAACUCCACUCUUCGGCACCAGCGUGAAGCAGUCGCUACGCAAUCUACAGUAAUGGACGCGGCUACCAGCACUGCAUCUCCCCGAGCACGGAAUCGAAUUGGACGAAUGAAAAGUGCAGGGGGUGGAUCGGACGACCCCUUUUCCGAGCGGAUGGACCUAUUUGGCCAAAACCUGCAGAGGUGCUCAUCACAGGACGGUGAUGAGCGGAUGAAAGCACUUCGUACAGGCACAAGCAAGGAUGAUACUCCUGUCCAGUCAAACACUGAUUCUACAGCCAUGACUAACGUCGACGACACGUUCACGAUGAGCUCUGAACUAGAGCUUGAUGAGGUUGAUGCAUUUUUCGCGUCCGACAAGAGCACUGCACCACUUCAGCAAAGCGGACGCAGUUCAACUGCUCCUGUAAUUAAUUCAUCCUCAAGCUCUUCUGUCAUUGAGCCGCCAACACCUCUGGUGCGCCACGCCGUGGGCAUCACGUACGCUCGAACACGCAGCUAUCUGGAGACCCACGAGGACGUUUAUGCUCCAAAGUAUAUCUCAGAGUCCCAGAGGAGGAGGGAUGAGGGCCUUGAAAGCAGUAGUGACGAGGAAGACCAGGAUCGACGGGAAGUUAAAAGCAUUCACGAAUUACGUGAAGCUGGGGAAGCAAAGAGAUUUGCAGAUCAUAUGGAGUAUACCUUGGACGGCUUCAGAGAGGAUCAACCACUUGGUGUAAGACGAAGCAGCGCAUUGGAGCUUGCGAAGAAGGUGCUCUCUGGAAAGUUUACAUUAAAAAUGCGAGCACUCGGGUUUAUAUCUAGGUUUUAUGAAUUGGUGCAUUUGGUCGAGGACCCUCUUCUGGUAGCUAUGAUAUCCUUCAUAAUGUGUGCACUUCUGCAAGACCGCCGUAAUCUGGAGCAACUCGUUGGCGAAAAAGAUCUGGUCGAUUUCAUGGCUAAAGCUAUGCAACUGAUCCCUGAUCCACUGAUCGGGACGCCUAGAAGCAAGUACGAGAAGAGGCUGGUGUCCGAGAUCAAGCACAUCAUUGAAGCCUCUAACUUCUUGAAGUGCUAUGGCGACAAGGUUACUACUCGAUACAUCGCACUUCAAUCUUUGUCGGCCAUUGCAUCCUUCAGACCACGCACGAUGCCUUUUAUUCAGCAGCGACUUCGGGCUACCGGGGCACUGGAUAUUGUACUACGGACACUUCAUACUGGAGUAGCGGCGAUGAAUCAGGCUCUUUCAGAUGCUACACAUCAGCGAACACAGGGGAGGAUGGCCUUACUUGUCUCAAAAUAUCAGCCAAACUCUUCGAUCAUGCAUAUCAACCUCCUUUGUCUCAGUAUUGUGGAAUUCUCUACUUUGGUAUGUCGGGAAAACCUCGCCUAUAUCGUAGAAACGGAAGGCUGCGUGAAUGAUUUGAUGCAAAUUGUUGCGUGGAGCUCUGCAAUUGCUCGGUCAUGUGAAGAGUUCUGCUACCCUGGUUCAAAAAUUCUCGCGGCAACCUUUUCUGUGCUCGUGAAUUUAACCAAUGAUCACGAAGGUUGCUCUGAUCUUAUUGGAGAGGGGGAGUGGUUAGGUGCAGCGGCCCGGUGCGCCAUUGUGCCAAAUCCCUUGCUAACUGGAAAAGAAGCACAGAGUGAUUCUCAGCCGCCCGUCGAUUCAAACGGGACACAAAAGAAGUCAAGCAGGCCGUUACACCUCCAUGAGGAGUCACACGACGACGAGAGUAAGGCAGACGCAGAGGAGAAGGCAAAGUUGACGAAUUUCGAUAUCAUGCUCCUGGGAGUCGCCUUUAUGAUCAACGUUGUUGAGAGAAACACUAAAAACCAGGAUAGGAUUCGCUCCCUUGAGUUGAGUUUACAAUGCCCAGGAGAUGAAUGCCUAUGUACGUGUCAAUGCGCAGACCGACAGAGCACUGUCGCGUGCGUUGCGGAUGUUGUGAAUGAACGCCUCGAAGCCGAGAGUGAGCAAGCAACCCAUGAAAUUCUCACCGCUCAGCUUACAAUGCUCUUGGGGCUUCUCAUUAAAGCUCAUCCGAGCAACAGAUCACUGGCCUUGACGCACAUGAAAAAGCAUGAUCAGUCAUUCGAAACGGCGAUUGCACUGUUAGAGAAUUUCGCAGGUUGGUAUGAUGCAAUGUUGACAGCUUCGGAAAACAGUGUGGAAGGAGCUGGCGUCGAUAUUGAAAUGUAUGGAGCCAGAGAGGCCGGACGUGCGGUUAAGGAAAUCGUUGAAGUUUUUAAAGGUCAAAAACUGUAGAAAUUGUGGUGGUGAAGCGACUUAUUCUGUAGAUACUUUUGAUUGUUAUUAUUGCCUGUUACUAUUGAGCUGCCUCCGACCAAAAUUUGUAAUUGCAUGGCUCAAAGACCCAUUUUUACCAUUUCC